Molecule: messenger RNA, 2490 nt
Organism: Xylona heveae TC161
Lineage: Eukaryota; Fungi; Ascomycota; Xylonomycetes; Xylonales; Xylonaceae
Exons: 11
Coding region: 148-2370 (740 amino acids)
Biological process (GO): regulation of DNA-templated transcription
Cellular component (GO): nucleus
Molecular function (GO): zinc ion binding; transcription cis-regulatory region binding; DNA-binding transcription factor activity, RNA polymerase II-specific
Source: RefSeq, a predicted model, not a curated record
GGGGAAAAGCAGCAACAAAUAAAGCUAAAACUGUACUGCAUCUACCGGCCCGUUUUCAGCGUGUAUCACAACAGAUGACGCCGAUUGCUCUGCACCUCUGUGAUUGUUUCAUAUUCCUCGCCCGGAGCUUGAGGUUGACAAGCUUAGAUGACUAUGAUGGAGAAGCGUGCAGAAUCUCCACAUUCCGACAUUGACGACCAGCCUACGAAAAUACGUCGUAUUUCUCGUGCUUGUCUGCAGUGUCGAGCAAGAAAGCAGCGCUGUCAGCCAUUGUCCAGCACGGCAACUCUGCAAGCGCCAUGCAAACGAUGCCAACACCAUGCUAUUACUUGCUCCUUUGAAACAGACCAAAUAAGUCCACCAGAUGUCGCGCCCAGUCCAUCAAAGAUGGCACAGCUUGUCGUCGACCUGCAGCAGCGGCUUAAUCGACAUGAAGCUCGAAUUCUAGAACUAGAAAAGCUGCCUCAAGGAGGGAAAGUCAGGCAAACGGACGAGGACACGCCCAGUCAUGCUAGGGGUGCUAUCAGCAAUGCACAAUCAACUUCCCAUCAGACUCCAAGGGAGCUCCCCCUUGAGCGUGAAGAUGGCCCGUCUCCGCAGGUAUUGACUUGCGAAACUCCAGCUUCGCAUACUUCGACCUUUAGCAUGGAUGGGAUUGGCCUUGGACCGCCGAUUGCGACUUUACGGUCCUUGGGCGCUCUUUCCAAAGACGAAGGAAGAUUGAGUUCUCAUUCACCAGAAUUAAAGUCAAAAGGAACCCCGAAUGUUCUCAACCGUUAUACGGCCUGUGAUCCGGUCGCACGAGGUGUGCUUUCCGUGCAUGACGCUCAGCGGGCGAUCCACAUAUUCUUCGAGCAUUGCCAUCCACUCGCACCGGUUCUAAAUGAGAGACUUCGCCAUUCAUGGCUCGACUUGAGGUUCUCUAGUCCGACCCUUUUUCUGGCGAUAUGUUCUAUUGGCGCCCGUUUCUGGGACACGGGCCACCAGCUUCCAAGGCCCAUGCAAGCAGUCCACCCAAGAUUCUCUGACCUGACGGCGCUUCUCGACAUGGCUGUCUCGCGACUGUUGCUGCGCCCAACACCCGCCGAUGUCACACUCGAUUCCAUUCGGGUAUUGCUUCUCUACGCACAAUGGAUGCCGUGCAGUCGUGAUGAUGAAGACAACGGUGCUUCUAAGGUGCCACUCGAUGCACACUACCAACCGAAGAGUCGAUACAACGAGAUAAGCGCUUGGGCCGUGCUGGGACUGGCUGUACGAUAUGCCCUCUUCCUUGGUCUGGACCGGGCAGCUAUCGCGCCUUUUGAAGGACCCAUCAAGUCUGUUUCCGAGGAAGACAUCUGCCGCUUGAGAGUUUGGUAUAACCUGCUCACAUGUGACUUCAACCUCAUGUUGACAUCCGGCCUUCCCACCUCCCUUGAUCCGGCACCGUCAGCAAAAGUUGCUCAGCGCUUCAGCUCACAUAGGGCGGCACAACAGCCGGGCGAUCUUCGCGUAUCGGCUCUUGUGGGGCUGGUGGCAAUUGUGCAUCGUGGGAUGCGCAUAUGCAAUGAUGCUUCAGGCCGCCAGCUGGAUACGCUCUGUUUGAGAAAGAUCAAUGUAGAGUUGGAUGAGUGGGAGCGUUCAUGGUACAUUCGACUCCGGCAUACGGAAUCACAACAUAAUCAACUACCCUUCACUUCGGUCAGAUGGUACCGCCUUGCUCUGAACAGUGCUGCGGUUGGUCCAGUAUUGUCCUCAAUGGACCGAACAGCACCUCAACCGCUGCAGGUCUGGCUUCUGCAGUCACUGGGAACCUGUCUUACCGCAGCCUCUCAAAUGCUUCUCUCACUGUCUUCCUACGGCGCAGAGUAUAUCUGGAAAUUGGACUCUCAGAAUAUGUCAACGUUCCCAGAUGGGCCUUUCGAAAUUGAUAGCGCAGCUGUCAAGCGCCUCUAUUAUGCAGUGGAUUCAACGUGGAUCUCUCACACCUUUGCAGUGACUUUCCUAGUGUUGUGCUAUGUCAGAGGGGCAAUCGAUGAUGAUCUUCGCAUUCGCAUACUAAAUCCUAACGCCUCUUCCAAUCCAAGCGUGCUCCCUCCUCAUUCCGGAUCCACCAUUGCUCGGCUUCUUCGACUUGCGCUAGAUGUCUUUGAUGGUAUCUGCCAAACGACAUCAUUUCAUCCUGCACGCGAUUUUCAAGCCAUUGUCCAUGAUGCCACUUCUCUAGUCUUGGUUCCAGGACAAGAAGACGUGCAGGAUGGUCAAGAGAUGGAUGGCUCGGCUUUACAAUCGCUUUUGGACAUGAUGAAUGACUCUGGAUUCGAUUGGCCUGGUAAUUUACUCAAUUUAUCGACAGACUUCCCCCCUGAAUGGGAGGUGGAUGGAUGCUGAAUAUUUAGAUUUUGUUGUCCAACAGCGGUUUUGAUGUGAUUAUUGGAUUUUUAAUUUCGCGCAUGCUUUAAUGAUACCCCUUUUUAUUUUAAACAUGUCCGCAUUUCUAUAAUUUUGCAG